UAUAUAUUAAGCUUCAAUCGAAUUUCUAUACAUAUAUUUCUCCUUGCAAAGAAUCAUGGUUAUAAAAACGACAGAGAGAAACUAUUCUGUGGCAGCAGUUGCCUUGGUCAUCGUUAUGGCUUUGUAUCUUGUUGCUCUGUUCUCCACCGUGUCCGACCUUAAGUUGAUUCCUUCGCUAAGUUUGUCUCAAGGCAUGUUACAACAAACAUGGGAAUCAAUAAAAAUCGACAAGCCUCCACAAGAGACAACUUCAUCAACAAUCAUAUGUGAUCGAUCCCACACUAACUACGAUCUCUGUUCAAUCAACGGCUUAUGUCAUCUCGACAUCAGAAACCAAACUAUCACUCUCAUGGACCCCACUUUUGCCACAUCAGCACCGAUUGUUGAGAAGAUCAGACCAUACCCAAGAAAGGCAGAUAACUGGAUCAUGUCCAAAAUUCAAGAACUAACACUGACCUCAGGUCCAAUGGGCCUAACCAGAUCAUGUGACAUAACACAUGAUUCGCCGGCUAUUGUUUUCAGCGCUGGAGGUUACACCGGAAGCAUCUAUCACGAUUUCAUGGAUGGUUUCAUUCCGCUUUUCAUCACGGCCAAUGUGAUCUACCCCGACCGUGAUGUCAUCCUUGUGGUAGCUAAUCCUAGGGAAUGGUGGAUGCCGAAAUACAUGGAAGUUUUAGGUGCGUUUAGCAAACACAAACCCAUAUUACUCGAGAAUGAAAAUGCGUCUGUUACGCAUUGUUUCACUUCAGCUAUUGUGGGUUUAAUCUCACAUGGGCCUAAAGCAAUAAACUCGACCCGAUUACCUAAUUCAAAAUCAUUAGAGGACUUUCACAACCUUCUAGACAAAGCCUUCAACACAAAUAUACCCACUUUCAAAAUCCAAAAGCCUCGUCUCAUAUUGAUCAGUCGAUAUGGCAACAUUGGUAGGGUGAUAUUAAACGAGGAGAAGGUCAAAGAGAUGCUUGAAAACGUUGGGUUCGAGGUAAUCACAUUUAGACCAACGGGAACGACGAGCAUGAGAGAAGCGUAUGAACUUAUAAAGUCGAGUCAUGGGAUGGUCGGGGUUCAUGGUGCAGCAUUAACCCAUUUGUUGUUUCUUAGACCCGGUUCGGUUUUCGUUCAGGUUGUUCCCGUUGGAGUAGGUUGGGUGGCUAAUUGUUACGGAUCGCCUGCUAAAGCAAUGAAGUUGGAGUAUAUGGAGUAUUCUAUUGAUGUGGAAGAAAGUAGUUUGGUAGAGAAGUAUAGUAGAGAUGAUUUGGUUUUUAAAGAUCCUAUCGCUUUUAGCAGGAAGGAUUGGGGUGUGACUAAAAAAGUUUAUUUAAAAGAACAAGAUGUUAGAUUAGAUGUGAACCAGUUUAGGAAUCAUAUGAAUAAAGCGUACGAGAAAGCUAAAUUGUUUAUGGAUUUAAACGGUUGA
Molecule: messenger RNA, 1417 nt
Organism: Brassica oleracea var. oleracea
Lineage: Eukaryota; Viridiplantae; Streptophyta; Magnoliopsida; Brassicales; Brassicaceae
Exons: 2
Coding region: 56-1417 (453 amino acids)
Molecular function (GO): glycosyltransferase activity
Source: RefSeq, a predicted model, not a curated record